This is a messenger RNA of Drosophila novamexicana, 769 nucleotides long. RefSeq names its product C-type lectin 37Db-like. The record is from RefSeq and is a predicted model, not a curated record. Gene Ontology annotation, molecular function: carbohydrate binding. The transcript has 2 exons. Bases 33 to 719 code for a protein of 228 amino acids. NCBI's taxonomy places the organism in Eukaryota, Metazoa, Arthropoda, Insecta, Diptera, Drosophilidae. Gene Ontology annotation, biological process: biological process involved in interspecies interaction between organisms. Gene Ontology annotation, cellular component: external side of plasma membrane.
AGAAGUUCAGACACUAAAUAAAGAACAUCGUCAUGAAAAUUAAAAAUGUUGGUAUUUUGCUAUUUAUAUUAACUGUGGGCAAGUCCGUGGCAGUCGUUUUGGACGGACCUUGUUCUGGCAACCUGGAGAGCCGAUGUAACGAAUUUUGUCUCCAAGCAUUAAGGCCAUUGAGAGAUAAUGAAGCCAAAAUUGAAAAUCUUUUGAAGGUUUGUAAAAGCACGAACCUGCAAGGAAACACCAAAAACAGACUAGACAAAAUUGAGAAUCAGUUGAAACUCCUUGAACUAAAUAGCUCUGCCACAAAUUUGGAAAAUCGAGAAAAUUAUCUACUAAGUCAAUCGUUCCAGAAAAUUGGAAGCAAAUUUUAUUACAUUGAAAAGAGGGAGAAACUUAAUUGGUUUGGAGCUCUGAACAAAUGUACUCGGUUUAACGGGCAUCUCGCUAGUUUUCAAAAUAAACGCGAGUUCACAGACUUAUUGCCCCACUUAAACAAAAACAUUUGGUAUUGGCUCGACAUAAAUGAUCUUGGCGUUACCGGGACACAAAUUUCGAUGACGUCGGGUCGUACACCGGCCUACGUGUUUUGGAGUUAUGGUGAACCAAACAAUAGUGAAAAUAAGGAGCAUUGUACUCAUUUAUGGACAUAUUAUACAGGUAAUUGGGAAAUGAAUGACAUAGAGUGUACCCAGUUUCAUCGUUUUAUCUGUGAAGCUUCAUAGCUUAUAAAUGAUGUCUAAUAAUAUCAAAUAAAAUCUACUGCACAUAUCAA